UUAAUGGCGCGGGCGACGGACUCGGCGGGCUCUCUGGGCGGCCCGGCACCGAGCGAGCGAUCAUGUCGGGAACCCGCGCCUCCAACGACCGGCCCCUCGGCGCGGGCGGCGUCAAGCGGGGACGGCUGCAGCAAGAGGUGGCGUCGACCGGCUCCCGCGUGACCGUAGUGCUGGGUGCGCAGUGGGGGGACGAGGGUAAAGGCAAGGUGGUGGACCUGCUGGCCACGGACGCCGACAUCAUCAGCCGCUGCCAGGGUGGCAACAACGCGGGCCACACUGUGGUGGUGGACGGCAAGGAGUACGACUUCCACCUGCUGCCCAGUGGCAUCAUCAACAGCAAGGCUGUGUCCUUCAUUGGCAACGGGGUGGUCAUCCACUUACCUGGCUUGUUUGAAGAAGCAGAAAAAAAUGAGAAGAAAGGUCUCAAGGACUGGGAGAAGAGGCUCAUCAUCUCGGACCGAGCCCACCUUGUGUUUGACUUCCACCAGGCGGUGGACGGGCUGCAGGAAGUCCAGCGGCAGGCACAGGAGGGAAAGAACAUCGGGACCACCAAAAAGGGGAUCGGCCCAACCUACUCCUCCAAAGCAGCCCGGACUGGCCUGCGGAUUUGCGACCUCCUCUCAGAUUUUGAUGAGUUCUCUGCCAGAUUCAAAAUCCUGGCCCGUCAACACCAGUCCAUGUUCCCCACACUGGACAUUGACGUGGAAGGCCAGCUGAAACGGCUCAAGGGCUUCGCAGAGCGGAUCCGGCCCAUGGUGCGCGACGGGGUAUAUUUCAUGUAUGAGGCUCUCCAUGGCUCCCCGAAGAAGAUCCUCGUGGAAGGAGCCAACGCAGCGCUCCUGGACAUUGACUUUGGGACCUACCCAUUUGUAACAUCUUCCAAUUGCACCGUCGGGGGCGUGUGCACAGGCCUGGGCGUGCCCCCACAGAACAUCGGUGAGGUCUAUGGUGUGGUAAAAGCAUACACCACUCGAGUGGGCAUCGGUGCCUUCCCCACUGAGCAGAUCAACGAGAUCGGAGAACUGCUGCAGAAUCGCGGGCACGAGUGGGGCGUGACCACGGGCAGGAAGCGGCGCUGUGGCUGGCUGGACCUGGUCAUCCUCAGAUACGCCCACAUGAUCAAUGGCUUCACCGCGCUAGCGCUGACCAAACUGGACAUCCUGGACGCACUGGAUGAGAUCAAGGUCGGCGUCUCCUACAAGCUGAAUGGGAAGCGGAUCCCAUAUUUCCCAGCCAACCAGGAAAUCCUUCAGAAGGUGGAGGUGGAGUAUGAAACCCUGCCAGGGUGGAAGGCAGACACCACAGCUGCCAGGAAGUGGGAGGAUCUCCCAGCCCAGGCCCAGAGCUACAUCCGGUUUGUGGAGAACCACGUCGGGGUGGCAGUCAAGUGGAUCGGUGUUGGCAAAUCCAGAGAGUCGAUGAUCCAACUGUUUUAA
This is a messenger RNA of Chrysochloris asiatica (Cape golden mole), 1436 nucleotides long. RefSeq names its product adenylosuccinate synthase like 1 (gene ADSS1). The transcript has 13 exons. Gene Ontology annotation, biological process: IMP metabolic process; 'de novo' AMP biosynthetic process. NCBI's taxonomy places the organism in Eukaryota, Metazoa, Chordata, Mammalia, Afrosoricida, Chrysochloridae. The coding region runs from base 63 to 1436 and encodes 457 amino acids. The record is from RefSeq and is a predicted model, not a curated record. Gene Ontology annotation, molecular function: adenylosuccinate synthase activity; GTP binding. Gene Ontology annotation, cellular component: cytoplasm.